GACUUUGACAUUUGUGGUUUGAUUCGCCAGCAGAUGCGGCACGCUUGUUAGAGAACACAUUAUCUCUGCAUACCUUUCCAUAACUUCACUUAGGGGGGGGGGCAUUAAACCUUGAACACCCCCUUUCCUGUAGGUAUAUAAAGACGGAGUCGGACAGACUCACUUCAUAUCGCCAGCUUUCAUAAAAGAAAGAAAUAAAGAUGCCGACCAGAACUCCCACUGCGAGAAUCAUGCCUACAACUGGUAAACGUGGAAAGAAACAAGCAGUUUCUCCAACAGUUAAAAUCCCAGACUACGAUCCGAACAUCUUGGAGCCCACAAGUAGAGCUGAUCUUCUAAAAUAUUGGAUUAACCUCUCCCUGGACGAAAAGACAUGCAGUAAAAUGCUGUGGAUCACUGACGGUGCAUCUUCAGUGUCACGCAUGACGGAUAAUGUCAUCUGUCCUGUUCUGGACAGACCAGAGAGAUACGAGUAUUCCCCACAGGUUCUUUGCAAAGAAGGCAUCCAGGACUUCAGAGCCUACUGGGAGGUGAAAUACACCGGAUGGGUGGUUGUUGGCGUUGUCUACGAACGGGCAGGCAGGAGGGGAAGCGACGGGUCCUGCGGGCUGGGAGAGAACGAGCACUCCUGGGGUCUGGGUUGGUGUGGGUCGUCCUAUCAGCUGUGGUUCAACGGCAACAACGUGGAAAUCGGGCACAUUCCCCACUGCAGCACCAUCGGGGUGUACCUGGAUCACCCAGCCGGCGUCAUGAAGUUUUACGUGGUGAAGGAGGAGGGAGAGGGGGCGGAGAAAAAGAAGGAGGCCCAACUGUUGCAGCAGAUUCAAACGCCCUUUAAGGGAAGAAUGAUGCCCGGUUUCUGGAUAGGACAGAAUUCCUCCUGCAGGCUUGUUGAAAAGGAAGAAUAAUCACAUUUUUUUAACCUUUUUGUUUUUGUUUUUCAAUAAAUGUAUAUUUCAGUAAUAAAAAGUUCAACGAAACUUACCUUGUGAGCAUUUAUUUCCACAAAUUUUAAUUAUUUACAUUGAAUUUAUUAUUAUUUUUUUUUGGUAACAAGACUAAUAAUUAUUGUUGGUUCACUUUUUAUUAAUUUUAUUAUUUUAUUUGCUGAUUUAAAAGUAAUUUUAGCCAUAUUAUAAUAAAAUUGAUGGGGCAAAUUGAAAUCUGAAGCAAAAUAAACAAGAAAAUCAACUGAAAUCGAGCAUAAAUCUGUUGGUGCACAAAUGAAAAAUAAAUAUAGAGGUAGAAAUGUAAAAAUAAAAUUUAAAUCCUUCAUGGAAAUAACAACAAAUUCAACGACAAUG
Molecule: messenger RNA, 1304 nt
Organism: Oryzias melastigma (Indian medaka)
Lineage: Eukaryota; Metazoa; Chordata; Actinopteri; Beloniformes; Adrianichthyidae
Product: stonustoxin subunit beta
Exons: 5
Coding region: 201-908 (235 amino acids)
Molecular function (GO): protein binding
Source: RefSeq, a predicted model, not a curated record